UCCAAAAGUACACAAACAAACACAGCAGAGCAGAGGGAGUUGAAGAUGCAGUGUUUGGUUUCUCCUCCGCAACGGUCCCUGAAUCUAAAUUCUCGUAGCAAUGAAGCGUGGCUCUCAAUUUCGGCUUUCUUUUCCCAACGUCCUCUUCCAUAUUGUCUUUAUAACAGGAGCAGGUUUAGAAAUGCAAGAGGUCGCGGUCUGAAAUGCGCUGUUGCUAUAAAAAAGGAGCUUGCUUUGCCUUCCGAAGAAACUUUAAUUAGAGAACCACAUAAGUACUUUGAUCAGGUCAUAAUAACUGUUCGUGCUGGAGAUGGUGGUCAUGGUGCAAUCCUCAGUAUGCCAAAUCAGAAACCUCCUCCUAAGUCGAAAGGAAAAUUUGAUAAAGACAAGAACAGGAAGAAAAGUUCGUACAAAAGGGAUUUUGAUGGCUCUCUCAUCCUCCCUGUUGGUGGCCGCGGUGGAGAUGUUGUGAUUUACGUUGAUGAGAGCAAGGAUACAUUGUUGGAGUUUCAUAGGAAGAGUAGUUUUAAAGCAAAGCGUGGGGGAAAUGUUGAUGCAAUGGGUGUCUUGACAUCUCUUUUGCAUGAUGGGCUUAACGCACCAGAUUUGCGUAUUCCAGUACCUCCAGGCACAGUAGUAAAGCACAAGAAAGGAAAAUUUUUGGCUGAUCUAGCUAAUCCAGGUGAUCAAGUUCUUGUUGCGAGGGGUGGACAAGGAGGGAUUAGCCUAUUGGAAAUGCCUGAGCAUAGAAAGAAAAAGAUGAUGUUUUUGACUACAAAUGUAAUGAGAGAUGAGAGUGAUAAGGUUUUAGUUUUUGGUCAGCCAGGAGAGGAGGUUAGUUUGCAGUUGAUAUUAAGAGUGGUAGCAGAUGUUGGUCUUGUGGGACUCCCAAAUGCUGGAAAAUCCACACUAUUAGCAUCCAUUACACUAGCUAAGCCUGAUAUUGCUGAUUAUCCCUUCACAACAUUGAAGCCAAACCUUGGACGCCUUGAUGGUGACCCUAGUUUGGGUGCGCAGCAAUAUUCAUCCGAAGCAACUCUGGCAGACUUGCCUGGACUUAUUGAAGGUGCUCAUCUAGGGAAGGGUCUUGGUCGCAAUUUCUUGAGGCAUUUGAGGAGAACUAGGGUGUUGGUCCAUGUUGUUGAUGCAGCUUCAGAGGACCCUGUGGCGGAUUAUAGAACGGUAAAAGAAGAAUUGCGGAUGUACAACCCUGAAUAUCUUGAACGACCAUAUAUUGUGGUUCUAAAUAAGAUUGAUAUUCCUGAGGCAAUGGAGAGGUUGCCAUCAUUAGCUGAAGAAAUAAAGAGCAUUGGAAGUGAUACUGGGACUGCAGUUCAAUCUGUUUGUGAUGAUGGAGAGAAAGCUGAUGGUCUCUCUUUGGAGAUACCUGAUAAAGAGCAGAAGAUCAAAGGAGUUGAAGAUUACCCACCCCCUCUUGCAGUGGUGGGAGUUAGUGUUCUGAAAGGCUUUAAGGUGAGCGAGUUAUUGACGGAGAUACGAGCCGCCUUGCGAAAUUGCCAAGUCAAGAACAAUGCAGCUUCAGAAUUAUCCGUGGUGCAAUAACAUCUCUGAUGACUGGUAAAAUUAGGAUACGUUUUGUCUCCAUCAAUGCUUCAGAAGCUUGCGCGACGCGACGAUAUGUGUGCUUGGUGCAUUGCUGCGGUGAAGAAACAGCACCGACUCGGUCGGAGCUCGAGGAUGUUGGGAUGUCCGAAGUUACACUUCAGUCAAUUCAUGCUGUAAAAAUGCCAACACGAGGACGGCACUGAUUUUACAAGUGCAUGCUUGGCUGCGCCUCUGUUUUCUGGGUCAAUUCAUGUGGGCGGCUUUGCUGCUUGUUCCUUUUUUCUUCUGUCUCUUGCCUACCUAUAGGCUUGUAAAUGAAACUAACUUCAAAUGUUUGCCAUGAUUUCCUGGAGGCUAUUGAAAUACGAAUUAGUUGAGAUUGUUUUUUUUUUUCCUUGAAGAAUCGACAUCGAGAAACCCAUUGUGCUGAAAUUUUUUGUCAGGUUCUUACUGUAGGUCUACCAAAAUUUUGUGUUCGAUCA
Molecule: messenger RNA, 2048 nt
Organism: Coffea eugenioides
Lineage: Eukaryota; Viridiplantae; Streptophyta; Magnoliopsida; Gentianales; Rubiaceae
Product: probable GTP-binding protein OBGC2
Exons: 10
Coding region: 46-1563 (505 amino acids)
Cellular component (GO): mitochondrion
Molecular function (GO): GTP binding; GTPase activity
Source: RefSeq, a predicted model, not a curated record